GCUGUCUAUACUUCCGCAUCGGUCUAUUCCUUUUCCGAUAUCGCAGCCAAUUGAGUCACUGGCUAACCAUCACUCUCUGACUCCCAGAAUGUCUACCACGAGUACCGUCUUGGUCGUUGAGCAGUCGACUCCAGCACGGAGCGAACGAUUCGAGAUUGGCAGACACCGAACCAGUGUUCGGGACACUGAAUCAAACCGUGCGCAAGUUCCUGUGUACUCGAGGUUCAGCAAUGCAGAAAAACGAGGUAUCACGGCCCUAUUGGCCUUUUGCGGCGUACUCGCCACUAUGUCCACGACCAGUAUUCUCGCCGCUAUACGGGAAACAGAUGCUUUCGAGAUUCCAUUGGAAGAUUUCAAGAAGAGCGCCGCAGUCAAUAUCUUUAGCGCUUAUACCGCCGCUCAAGAAGCUGUAAAAGAUUGGAAAGAACUUCUCCCAUCAAGCAGCCCAACUUUUAUCUAUAGCGGAACUGCGAGAACGUAG
Molecule: messenger RNA, 481 nt
Organism: Fusarium redolens
Lineage: Eukaryota; Fungi; Ascomycota; Sordariomycetes; Hypocreales; Nectriaceae
Exons: 2
Coding region: 89-481 (130 amino acids)
Source: RefSeq, a predicted model, not a curated record